Drechmeria coniospora is the source of this 1278-nucleotide messenger RNA. Its product is annotated as transcription factor IWS1. Gene Ontology annotation, cellular component: nucleus. The record is from RefSeq and is a predicted model, not a curated record. The coding region runs from base 1 to 1278 and encodes 425 amino acids. The transcript is spliced from 2 exons. Lineage: Eukaryota; Fungi; Ascomycota; Sordariomycetes; Hypocreales; Ophiocordycipitaceae. Gene Ontology annotation, biological process: poly(A)+ mRNA export from nucleus.
AUGUCAGACGCCGAGUCGGUGCUCGACUCUCCCGUCGACUCGGACGGCGGCUUCGACCAGGAUUCCGACCUUCUCUCCGAGGUCGACGAGGACCAGUUCGAGGACUACGACCCGGAGACGGCCAACAUCGAGGACCGCCCCGUCGACAUCGACGAGGAUGUCGCUCGCACGCUAAAGGCGAGCAAGCGGAAGCGUGCCGAGGGCGAGGCCCCCAAGAAACCGAGGGAAGGUCGGCGCGAGAAGAAGCGUCGAGACCGCGACAGCCACGUCGCCGCCGACGAUGAGCCCGAUGCGGAGACCGAGAAGCCGCAGCGGAGACCGAGACGGGUCGGGGAUGAGGAGAGACGGCGUGCCAAGGCCGACGCGGCCACGAGGGCCCAGAACGACCAAGAUCUCACGCCGGAGCAGAGAAGGGCCAUGGCCAUCGAUCGAGCCCUGGACGCGGCCAUCAAGAAGCCCUCGGCCGGCAAGCGGAAACGCAAGGACGAGAUCGAUCUGGAAGACGAGAUCGACGACAAGCUCGCCGAACUCAAGAAGCGCAUGGACAAGGCGUGCGUCCAGGACAACGAGGCCCGGGGCGCCGGCCAGCCGGCCCUGCACAAGCUCAAGCUCCUGCCCGAGGUGGUGGGGCUCCUCAACCGCAACAACGUGCAGCACGCGGUGCUCGACCCCGACACCAACUUCCUGCAGCACGUCAAGUUCUUCCUCGAGCCGCUCAACGACGGAUCGUUGCCGGCCUACAACAUCCAGCGCGACAUCUUCAUGGCCCUGACGAAGCUCACCAUCGAGAAGGAGUCCCUGCUGAGCAGCGGCAUCGGAAAGGUGGUGCUGUUCUACACGCGCAGCAAGAAGCCGGAGCAGAGCAUCAGGCGCAUGGCGGAGCGCAUGCUCGGCGAGUGGAGCAGGCCGAUCCUGAAGAGGACCGACGACUACAAGAAGCGCCACGUCGAGACGCGCGAGUUUGACCACGAGUACGUCGUCCGCACCCACCUGUCGGGUGCACCUUGGCUGAUUCAUCCCAGGGCCGCCACGGCCGCGCAGCGUCGAAAGACGGGCUCGCAGUUUAGCCUCACCCAGCGCCCGUCCGUGUCCGCCCGCGACGCGUUCCUGGCCCCGUCCCGCGGCGACAACCAGGCGAGGAUGGGCCACCUGCCGCAGAGCUACACGAUUGCUCCCAUGAGCACCUUUGACGGCACGCGAGGACAGGAUCACCGGCCGCUCGGCGCCAACGGCAUGGAGGCCUUUAGGCGCAUGACGCAGAAGAAGAAGCGGGCGUAA